AUGACACUGACAGACCCCGUUAAGUCUGUAACUCUACUUUCCGUCUCCAAAGUCAUCUGCAGUUUUAGUCUCCUAUGCAUCGCCACUGCCGACGAUGCCGCCUUCAUGUCCAAGCUCGCCAAAGCCCUCACUCCCACGCCCUCGGGGUGGUCGGCCACCAGCUUCUGCAGCUGGACGGGCGUGGACUGCAGCGCCAACCGCGUCAUCUCAAUCAACAUCGCUUCGCAGUCACUCACCGGAACGCUACCUCCGGAUCUGAACUCCCUAUCCCAUCUCACCUCGCUCUAUCUCCAGGGCAACGCGCUCUACGGCGCGUUGCCUUCCCUCGCCUACCUCUCCAUGCUGGAAAGCGUCUACCUCGACGGCAACAACUUCACCUCCAUCCCCGACGGUUGCUUCCAGGGUCUCACUAAUUUACAAAGCCUCAGCAUGACAGACAGCAUCAACCUCGCUCCAUGGGCCAUUCCCACCGACUUGACUCAGUCCUCCAACCUCGUCAAACUCGACCUCGGAAACGCAAACCUCGUGGGUACUUUGCCUGAUGUGUUUGACUCCUUUGUGAGUUUGCAGGAGCUUUGUCUCUCUUGCAACAACCUCACCGGGGGUUUGCCAAAGACUUUCGCGGGAUCUGGGAUUCAGAAUCUGUGGCUCAAUAGUCAGAAGGACGGGUUCGGGUUUUCGGGUAUCAUUGAGGUGCUUGCUUCCAUGACCCACUUGUCUCAGGUGUGGCUUCACAAGAACCUUUUCACGGGUCCCAUUCCGGAUUUGUCAAAUUGCACCACUUUGUUUGAUCUGCAGCUGAGGGACAACCAGUUAACCGGUGUGGUUCCACCUUCUCUGAUGUCCCUUUCUAGUUUGCAGAACGUUUCUUUAGAUAACAAUGUGCUUCAGGGUCCUGUUCCUUCCUUUGGGAAGGGUGUGAAGGUCACUCUCAAUGGAGUGAAUAGUUUUUGUAGGAAAGAUGCUGGACCCUGCGAUUCUCGCGUCACCACUUUGCUUGAUAUUGCUAAGGAUUUCGGGUAUUCUCUUCAGUUGGCGCGUUCCUGGACCGGGAAUGAUCCUUGUGGCGAUUGGAGUUUCGUUGUCUGCGCUGCGGGGAAGAUUAUUACGGUGAAUUUGGCGAAGCAGAAUUUGACGGGAACGAUUUCGCCUGCAUUUGCCAAUUUAACUGAUUUGAGAAACCUGUAUCUCAAUAACAAUAAUUUGGGCGGUUCCAUACCGGGAGGCUUGACUACUUUGGCUCAGCUUGAGGUUCUGGAUGUGUCUUAUAACAACCUAUCUGGUGAUGUUCCAAAGUUCCCAACCAAGGUGAAGUUCAAUACUGCGGGUAAUGCUCUGCUUGGGCAUUCUGGAGGUGGUGGUGGCAGUGGAACUACUCCGUCAAAUGGUUCUGGUGAUGCACCAAGUGGAAGUCCAAAUGCAGCGUCAGGUGGUUCUUCACUCUCUCCUUCUUGGAUCGCAGGUAUUGUUGUUAUUGCUGUGUUUUUUGUUGCGGUGGUUGUGUUUGUCUUUUGCAAGUGUCAUGCUAAAAACCGCCACGGUAAGGUUGGAAGGGUUAAUAAUCUAGAAAAUGGAAAGGAAGUUGUUCCGAGUUUUGGGGAUGAAAAUGUUACCAUGUCAAUUAAUUUCUUCGGCAAGUAA
Messenger RNA from Sphenostylis stenocarpa, 1641 nucleotides. The record is from the annotation of a GenBank genome assembly. NCBI's taxonomy places the organism in Eukaryota, Viridiplantae, Streptophyta, Magnoliopsida, Fabales, Fabaceae.